Thyridium curvatum is the source of this 2574-nucleotide messenger RNA. RefSeq lists its product as uncharacterized. The transcript is spliced from 6 exons. Lineage: Eukaryota; Fungi; Ascomycota; Sordariomycetes; Thyridiales; Thyridiaceae. Gene Ontology annotation, biological process: DNA-templated transcription; positive regulation of transcription from RNA polymerase II promoter by galactose. Gene Ontology annotation, cellular component: nucleus. The record is from RefSeq and is a predicted model, not a curated record. Bases 1 to 2574 code for a protein of 857 amino acids. Gene Ontology annotation, molecular function: RNA polymerase II cis-regulatory region sequence-specific DNA binding; zinc ion binding; DNA-binding transcription factor activity, RNA polymerase II-specific.
AUGGCGCAGAUGGCGCCGCCCUCGCCCAGAUCCACAGACAACUCGCCUGAGCCUGAAGGCGGACCCCGAAAACGGCGUCGCACAGCGAUUGCCUGUGAAGAAUGUCGCGAACGGAAGAGAAAGUGCGACGGUGUUAAACCUGUCUGUGGGGCCUGCACGAGGCGCUCAUCGUCGGUCUGCUCCUGGAACGAGGAUCGGAAUAGUAAAGGAUGGUGGAGCAACAGCUAUGUGGAGAGCUUAAAGGCACGCAUUAACGAGCUGGAAACGGCAGAGGCUCAGAGCCUGCCUCAUGGCUCGCUGGAGCAGGCCACUCCGUCAAGUGUGCUGCCAGCCUUUUCUGGCCACCAUCCAGCACACCUCCCUCAAGUGGUCGAGUCCAUUGCAGAAGGCUCGAUGUCUCAGAGCGCCUCUAGCUACUAUGCCACAGUCCAUGAAAGGCCAGGUUCCACGCUUGAGUCUCGAACCGCCAAUUUUGAGCCCACUACGCUUGCAUUGCGGCCCCCUGUUGCGUAUAACGCAGCUGCUGGGACUGGUCCUGCUCCUGGUCUCACUGAGGGUAACGACAGUGUUGGUGAUUCUUCCGGCGAUGACAGCGAGACAGAAAUGGACGCGAUGGGUGUCCUAGGUUCUGUUGACGGCACCGACAAAGCACGCACCCGCCGACCCUCGGACUACUUUGGGCCAUCGAGCACGAUUGGCCUACUGGGAAAGGCGCGCCGUGCGAUGUCAAAGAAGCGGUGCCAUCACGGCCAUUCGUCUAGCAGAGCAGAUGAAAUGUGCCAGGAAUGCCAGGCAGCAUCUACUUCAUCUCCCUCUCGCUCCUUGGGCUCCCAUGGAGCAGCAAGCAAGGCCAAGGACUCAGCCAAGGCAUUUGGCUUUGUGAUCCCUCCACGAUCCGAAGCUGACAGCCUAGUAGAAAGCUAUUGGGUUGGCUGCCAUUCAUUGUAUCCUUUUCUACACAAGCCUUCCUUCAUCAACAGAUACAUUCAACUGUGGAAUGGGAAAAGCGAGUCUCAGAAGAAGAGUUAUUACGCCAACCUUGAUGGCACCGGGUUUUACUGCAUGCUGAACGUCGUCUUCGCCCUCGGGGCGCUACUUAACCCGGACAUUGAUGAGAGGACACGCGAAAGCGUCAGCCGCUCGUUCUUCGACCGCUCAAAGCAGCUACUAGACCUGGACCGGCUCGGUCACGGUAGCCCAGCUCUGGUUCAGACCCUCCUGCUUAUGGGCCAGUAUCUGCAGAGCACCGACAUGUCGAGCUCUUGCUGGAAUAUCGUUGGCCUGGCGAUUCGGGUUGCCCAAUGUAUUGGAUUGCACCAUGAGCCGAAACAGUCCCGCAAAAGGGUCGACCAGGUCGAGACUGAAAUGCGCCGUCGAACCUGGACAGGAUGUGUUCUGCUGGACCGCGUGCUUUCUCUAACAUAUGGACGCCCUUUGAUGAUUCAUCCAGUGAUGUCACGGAACCAGCUGGUGCUUCCUUUGGCAGCCGACGAUGAGUAUUUGACCUACCAUCCGGACCCUCCAGGGAAGCAACCAGAAGGCCAGACCAGCCACAUUGAGUGUUACAUUCAAUCUAUAAAACUCCAGGAGAUUCUCGGACAGGUACUUGCGUCGUUCUAUUAUGGGGGCGAAUCUGAAAACGACAAGAAAGACCUUGAAGCCUCCGAUUCCGGCCCGAGUGGCACUGUGACCCCGGUCAGGGAACGAGGCGUCAAGGACUCGGAUCUGCAAAGACUGCUCAACGUUGACAAAUUACUAAUGUCCUGGCACAAGGAUCUUCCUCCACACCUGAGGGUAGAUGCGUACAGCGAUGAUGGGCUUCCAGAGUCCAGGUUGACAAAGUGUUUCCGUCGACAAGCCACUGUGCUCAAAGCGAGAUAUCUGCAUGUCCGCCUCAUGAUGCUCAGGCCGGUUCUGUAUACUCUUUGCGAUCUGUCAGGGGACAGUAACGACGCCACUGAAAGCGAUUCCAUCGAGUUUAUCAUGCGACAUGGGAUGUUAGUCCGUCUUGCAAACAGCUGCGUAAAUGUUGCGAGAGAGCUUGUCCAUCUCAUUGCUGGAAAUGUUCAUACACAUCCGGAUUCGCUCCCACCGCCUUGGUACAGCGUCUUCUAUAUCUAUAGCAGCGCUCUAGUCCUCCUCAUCAGCCUCCUUUACUCAUCAAAGCAUAUUGAAUGCGCCGACGAGUCCGCGCUUCUUGCCGACUGGAAAAGCUCACUUGACUUUCUACGCAUGUAUCGAGAACGGCACCGCUCGGCACGGCGGUGCAGCAGAAUGCUUGCUGUUUUGGAACAAGAGAUUUCAAGCCACCAACAAGGUGCUUCAACUGGAUCAUUCACUGAGCAGAUAGCCUUGUUCCCCGCUGAGCAAGUCAGCUUCGCUGGCGAAUUCGGAACAACAGGCGCUAGCUCGGGCCAGUCAGUCUACAGCGACGACCCGAACGGUUUGCAUCUCCUGGAGGACUUUGCCCGGCUUGACCAAGGGGGCUUCCCGUGGAUGCAAAACUCCACCUCCGAUAUGAACUGGCUCUCGCUCGUUCCUUUUCUGGAAAAUAUGGAGGACACGAAUUUCUGA